GCCUGCCGGCCCCGAGCUGGUGCUGAACGGAGCCGCGGCGGCUUUCGGUAGGACCGGGCGCUGGCAAAACGAGCGCGGCUCGUGGGGGAAGGCCCGCGGUUCGCUAGGUGCGGAGUCGGGAAGUCCCUGACGUGGAAAGCUUGGUUGGUUUUAAAGGGGAGCAUCGGUCGGCUGAGGCUUGAACGCCGCUGAGCCCGAGGCUGCGUGUCUGCCGCUGGUGCUGUGGGAGGCGGUGGCAGCCCGGCACUGCGGGGCGCGGCAGCUCCGUGCGGCCGCAGCCCGUCCGCCAGUGCCGAUCCGCGUCCGCUGCAGACUGACGGCCGCACUCAGCGCCCGCGGCGACGGCGAGCUGCACCAGGGCCUUCGCUGGAUUCCCAACUGGCUUUUCCCGUCAGCCAGCUAGGUUUGAGAGCAAGAGGGCGACUGGAAUAAGUGGCGGGAUAUACUAUGCUGUGUGUUCUGUGUGAGGGAGGAAAAGGAGCAGCAGGGAGCGGCCCCACACCUUUGCUGUGUUUGCCCUUGUGCUCCACGAAGGGCGUUCCUGCCUUUAGGCUUCAGCCACCAUCAAACUUCUCCCGAGGUUGGUGAUACAAAGCCCUGACUUGUCUGUGUUUAAAUCCCACUACCAGUGCUGGUCAAACAGAGCUAGUUUCACAAGCAGAGAUACUGCGCAGCUACUGCUUAUCUGCCACGGCACUCCUCUAGCUCUGGAAACACUCUCUUACACACAGUGUGGGCCGAAUGUAACACUGUGUUGGACUCCAAAUUAAGCAACAAUGGCAUUUGUGAAGAGUGGCUGGCUGCUCCGGCAAAGUACUAUUUUGCGGCGCUGGAAGAAGAACUGGUUUGACCUGUGGUCUGAUGGCCGUUUGAUAUUCUAUGACGAUCAGAAUCGCCAUGAUAUAGAAGAUAAAAUCCACAUGAGAAUCCAUUGCAUCAACCUCAGAGUGGGGAAUGAAUGCCGAGAUUUCCAGCCUCCGGAGGGAAAGCAGAGAGACUGUUUACUGCAGAUUGUUUGUCGGGAUGGAAAGACCGUCAACCUCUGUGCAGAAAGUGCAGAUGACUGUUUGGCAUGGAAAAUUGCUCUUCAGGAUGCCAGAACAAACACAGGCUACGUGGGAUCUGAUGUGAUGUAUGAUGAGACAGCAAUUUCCUCAGCCCCUCCUCCCUAUACAGCUUAUGCUACACCGUCACCUGAGGUCUAUGGCUAUGGCUAUGGUCAGUACCAUGGUGCAUAUCCCACUGUGGGUCCUCAAGUCUUCUAUGCCUCCAAUGGACAAGCCUAUGAUGUUCCCUACCAGUAUCCAUACCACGGACCAUAUGGCCAACCCCCUGCAAACCACGUCAUCAUUCGAGAGCGUUACCGUGACAAUGAUGGAGAUCUUGCACUGGGCAUGCUUGCUGGAGCAGCGACUGGAAUGGCUCUGGGAUCGUUAUUCUGGGUCUUCUAGACUAUACAUUCCUUAUCUUUGUAGUUCCAAAAACCUUUAUUGUGUGCAAUAAUAUAUUGGCAAUGUUGUUUACUGUUAAACUUUCAAAAAUGCAAUAGUUAUUUUCUAGUAGUGACAUCUUAAUAACUGAUUCUUAACUGUCCAAAGGAGAGUUUAAAGGCACUAGUUAGUGGUUGUAAAAGGCAUGUGCUGCUUUUUGACUCUUUUCUGACAUAGUAGGUUCUGUAGGGAUAAGGAUCAAUAUGAGCACCAGUGUAAUGUGGUCACAGUCAGCAGUAACCUUGUGAACAGACUGUUAAUAUAAGCACCAGUGGAAAGAAUGGUGUUGGGGUUUUUGGGGGGAUCUAAAAUCCAGUCCAGAAGGUUUAUAGAAGACGUGAACUAGCAUAUAUAUACUACUGGUUUCUAAACAUCCCCUGGACAAACAUACAGCUCAGCAGAAACUCCUUGGCAUUAGGCAGUCUGCCACGCUUAAGGACUUUUAGUUUUUAAGCUUGUCUGCAGACGGUAAUGCAUUUCCUUAGAUAGAAUCCUCUGCCUGUCUCUCACACCAUCUAGGCAGAGUUGUCUGAGCACGUACGAAGUGAAUGGCUGAGAAGCAGCAGUGGUCUCUUCUUAUUCUCCCAGAAAUGUGAAUGACCAGUGGCAAAGAAGACCAAUAUUUGUUCUUCCAGCUCCUCUAAUCAGGAAAAAGCAAUGGAUCUUCACCUUCGCAAGGGAUCUUCCUUUUCUGUAGAAGUCAGACUCCUCAGACACUGUAACCAACUGCACUGCAGAGGAAGAGGCCCUUGUUUGGUAUCUCUGCUCUUAAUGACUGCUGCUGCUCUGCAGAGUCUGCAGGAGAACUAACUUGAACAACUUUGUCAGAACCCCUCUGCAUGCAGUAUUAGCCAAAAGGGAAGAGACGCAAACAGCACAGGCAGACGUUGCAGACAGGAACAUCAGCUGCCUUGCCAUGGCUGGGGUAGUGUCUGCCUCUUCUCAGCCUCCACGGUGUCCUGAUCCAGGUUCAUUACCUGCAACUAGGUUCAAGCACGGCUGAGACUGGGUUUGUUCCAUGCACACUUCCCCCUCACCUAUAACAGGCUUCUUCUUCCCUUUCAUGAAUUAGGGGAAACACUCCAGGGAACCUGGCUGGCUCUGCUUUUAUGUCUGGUUCCUUACACAACGUGCUCCUGCAAGCUGCUGUGCUAUGGGCUGUAACGCAGAGGGCAGCUGUUGUGUGUGUUGUGGCCUGGUUCAUUAUCCUGUUGUAAUCCAUGCUGAGCUGUGCUUGGCAGAGGAAGGAAAGCUGAGAAGAAACACACGUGGCUUCCUUAAUCAGGUAAAAGAGGCAGGGUGCCCAAGAUGAGUUCUUUAUAGUAAGAGGUCUUAUUUUUAUACUUCCACUUUCAGCUUCCUGUAAUCAUACUGUUUUAAAACGUUAAGGCUUCUUUAUAUGCUUUCGUUCAGAAGGAGAUUCAUUCCUUUGAGGUUCAGAGGCUUUCGGGUACAUCAUGAAAGAUGAAAAUAAAUGAAAAUUUGCACCCACAUAAAUUUAGAUCAAGCUCUGACCUUUUUCAUUUCAUCCAAAAGCUGUCGUGGCUGUAUCCUACAUAUUUAAGCAAUAGAGGUCUUGGACAAGAAUGUGGAUAGCAGCCAGGCGGAAGCAUUAAAUUUUCCUGACUUCUAGGACCAUCUCCAACAAACUGAAAUAAUGGGAAGGAAACAGACAUAUGUUAUCUUGGCUGUACUACUAAAAGUGAGCCUAAUCCAGGGAAUGUAAACUUCCAAGAGACUUUGGCUUGGAGCCAUAUAUCAGUGUCCAAGCAUGUCCUUUCAGAAAUUAAUGAAAGGUGCAUAUGUUCUGCCAGUGGUGUGCACUACAAGGACUUCACUUGCUGCAGGUUCAAAAAAGGACUAAAGCAGAAGUUUCCUAUUGAUAAACGCAAAAGGAAGGAAGAGUGCUCUACUUAAGUUCCCACAGAGGCCUGGUACCUUUGAGCUCAGAAGGAGAUGGUGACUGCCUGCAACUUUGGCAUAGAAACAUUUCUACAGUUUUUAAGCCUUGAGGUCAUCGAUUAUGUGUCUACACUGCUGUUUAGUUGUGCUAUAUAACUAGAUGCAGAAUGCUUCCACUCCUCCUUCUGUGAUAUUUAGCUUGUAAGAGGGGAAGGAAAUAAAACAAUUGAACAUAAUUCUGAUUCCUUUUGAAUUUCAUAGUGAUUGUUAAAGAAUAGCACAAAGUGAAUCAGCUACUAAGUUCAGAGAGUUAUUUGUCCUUUUGUUUUGUUUUUAAGAAAAGAGAGCUGUUGUGCACAGCAGGAGAACAUGUAUGUUGUGUUUUCAAGAGCUAUCUAUAUCUGAGAGCCCAGCUUCUUCAAGUGAAGUAUUUAAGAUAAAGAUAUUGGUCUGGGAAAGAAGAGGCUCAGGGGAAACCUUAUUGCUCCCUACAGCUCCCUGAAAGGAGGCUGUGAAUGGUCAGGUGCUGGAAUGGGCUGCCCGGGGAGGUGUGUGUGCCACCGUCCCUGGAGGUGCUCAAGAAAUGUGUGAUGUGGUACUAAGGGACAUCGUUCAGUGGGGAACUAUUGGUAGCAGGUGUAUGGUUGGACUGGAUGGUCCCGGUGGUCUUUUCCAACCUUGGUGAGUCUGUCAUUCUAUUCUAUGAUUCUUGGGUUUAAAAUCAAAGCAAGAAAUGAUUUACUUGUAAAGUUCCAACCGAAUCAACUUUCCAUUAAAGAUACAGCCUCAUGAAAUAGUGAAUUUCUCAGUGCAAAGAAAGUACAAAUUGAUCGUUUUCAAAAUGGAUCAAAAUUAUAGUCCUAAACGUGUGCUUUUUAUUCUGAAUGGUGCUCUUCAUGCUGCAGCAAUGCCAAUGAUACCUGUACAGCACCAGGCACGUACUUUCCUAGCUUGGUCCUAAUACCUCUUACAGACAUGGGAGCCCCACCUCCACUGCAGCAUCACUGUUUUACGCAAUGCAUACCAUCAGUUAAGGAUGACGGAGUCUGUUCCGUAGCAGUUAAAGUCUAUUCAGAGUUAAAUGGCAGGGCUUACAGAGGUCUCAAGUCUCCACAUUCACAUGGAGGCUCAAAAACCAUGGAUGCAGCCAAGCUUUUUGAGAAUGAGGUGGAAGCACUCAGCCCUCUGGUAAACCAAACCAUCUUAAAGAAGUGAAGCAGGGCUGCCAGCAGAGUUCUCAGUGACGUCUGAAAACAUAUCAGCUGCUGCUGCUUAAAGGAGAGGGGCUGAGGAGCUGGCCUCUGUGAGGGUCAGGGCUUAGGAACGAUUCAGUAGGUGAAGAUUCAACCAGUCAGGCAAGAAUACACUCCUGUUUUCCUCAGAUGUGUCUGUGUCUUUUCCUCCUCAUGAUAUGACCAAGAUAUAUGUAUAUAUCAUGGAGGGUAGCAUGCAGGAAAUGCUUUUUUUCCCCCCAUUCUAGAUGAUUCUUGUUUUUGCAUACUACCAUAAAUGCUGCUUUUCCUAUACAUCCUUAUUAAUUUCUAGCAAAACAUCGUUAGCAAUAAAAUUCAUAUUUAAGCGUG
Molecule: messenger RNA, 4975 nt
Organism: Gallus gallus (chicken)
Lineage: Eukaryota; Metazoa; Chordata; Aves; Galliformes; Phasianidae
Gene: PLEKHB2
Product: pleckstrin homology domain containing B2
Exons: 8
Coding region: 777-1451 (224 amino acids)
Biological process (GO): regulation of cell differentiation
Cellular component (GO): membrane
Source: RefSeq, a predicted model, not a curated record